AUGCAGUUUUCUCAGGAAACAGUUGACACUAGUCAAAAAACUAAUACCGUUUUUCUCUUACCACCACCAAAACUAACACAAGGUGCAAAUUUUGCGCAUCAUAUACCAACAUUGUCAUCAUCUUCUUCAGUUCCGUGCGCUUUACCGCCUCUUCACUUAGCUUCUUUAGGGUCUAACACAGAUCAUACCUUACCACCAAUCGCCUUCUGCGAUACUAUACGAGAAAAUAUGUCACUGACGAGUACUUAUUAUUCGGUAUAUCAUAAUGAGAUUGAUAAUAAAUUUUCACCAGAUUUUCCUACCCAAACUUCUGAUUUCAAAAUAUCAAAUGCAAACAUAUCAAAGGCAACGGCAAGCACGUCAUUUAUGACGGAUGAAGAACGACAUCGACGUCGUUUGGAGUUAAAUCGAUUGGCCGCGAAACAGUCUAGAGAACGCAAGAAAAUUUAUGUUGCAAAUCUCGAAUCUCGUGCUUAUAGGUUGGCAGAAGAGAAUACGACAUUAAAAGAAUCGAUUAGGCAAGCUAAUGAAAGAUUAAUAAGCAUGAACCUGGAAAUCGAAGAGAAUCAUAGGUUGCAUUUUUUGAUUGAAGAUUUGAAAAAAAGAUUGCUUUAA
This is a messenger RNA of Ambispora leptoticha, 615 nucleotides long. The record is from the annotation of a GenBank genome assembly. NCBI's taxonomy places the organism in Eukaryota, Fungi, Glomeromycota, Glomeromycetes, Archaeosporales, Ambisporaceae.